AUGGCUUUUCAUAAUGUCGAUCUUGAGGAAGAAAGCGAUCCAUUACUAAAUAAUGAUUUCAGCUUUAUAACUCUCAUAUCUGAUGUAUCAAUUGAAAUAAAAAUAGAUGAUGAUGAUUUGAUAUUGGAUGAAUCAUUCGAUCAAUAUAAAGAUAUUAAUUCUGAAAAUAAUUCAA
Funneliformis caledonium is the source of this 175-nucleotide messenger RNA. The record is from the annotation of a GenBank genome assembly. NCBI's taxonomy places the organism in Eukaryota, Fungi, Glomeromycota, Glomeromycetes, Glomerales, Glomeraceae.